Molecule: messenger RNA, 877 nt
Organism: Sardina pilchardus (European sardine)
Lineage: Eukaryota; Metazoa; Chordata; Actinopteri; Clupeiformes; Clupeidae
Gene: mrpl49
Product: mitochondrial ribosomal protein L49
Exons: 4
Coding region: 43-564 (173 amino acids)
Biological process (GO): translation
Cellular component (GO): ribosome; mitochondrial large ribosomal subunit
Molecular function (GO): structural constituent of ribosome
Source: RefSeq, a predicted model, not a curated record
CAGCUCCAAACCACGUGACGUUCAAGGACGACGCUCACAAAGAUGGCGGCCUCCCUGAGGAACAUGAAUCUGACAAUAUGCAGACUUGUCAGAGUUUUCAGCCAAACCAGACACUUAGCAAACAUCACAACAUCGGUACAGACCGACUCCAGGUCUGAUGCUCAGAAGUCGUCUGGUCUAAUUGAGUCAACAGAAGAGUAUGCAUUUGUUGAGAGGUUAAUACCUUCCUCUCGUGUUCCUAAACCUCCUACACAUGAUGGCCCUACUCCUUCCGGCUGGAUUCCACCAUCAGAGGUUCCUCCUGAUUUGCCAUACAUGAUUCGACGCUCUCGCAUGCACAAUGUACCAAUCUACACGGACAUCAAACACGGGAGUCAAAAGUCUACUAUAGUGCGCAAGGUGGAAGGUGACAUUUGGGCACUCGAGAAGGAUAUGAAAGACUACCUGAUGGAGGUUACUGGAAGAGAUCUACCUACACAAGUUAAUGAAGUGACUGGAAGCAUUAGAGUGAAGGGCCAUUUUGAUAAAGAACUUAAGGAAUGGCUGCUAAGCAAAGGUUUUUAAUUCCACAAUAACGUCCCUGCAACAAUAAAAUGAUAAAUUAUUCUAAAAGCACUCUGUGGUGGAAUUGCUGUAAGGACACAAAACUGUAGUGUAUCCACAUUAAAUACAUAAUUGCAUUGUUUCACCCUCUGCAGUUGCCUUUUUUAUGUUUAAGAUUGUAUAUAGCACCCUGUGUGUGUGUGUGUGUGUGUGUGUGUGUGUGUGUGUGUGUCUGUCUGUCUGUCUGUCUGUUGAGAGUGGGGUCGUUUGAAGACUUUGAUGCAAAACUCUGUAUAUGGUCCUGUUGCAAAAAUAAAUGGAUAGUUGCUAAUCA